This is a messenger RNA of Ilex paraguariensis (yerba mate), 2275 nucleotides long. Lineage: Eukaryota; Viridiplantae; Streptophyta; Magnoliopsida; Aquifoliales; Aquifoliaceae. The record is from the annotation of a GenBank genome assembly.
AAUAAAAUCAAGUAAGUCCUAUGAAACCUGUGUCUUUUCUCAGAUAUCAUCUGUUGGAUCAAACUCUAGUAAUCAUGGCUACUUUCAUGGUUGUCAUACAAAUUUUUUAAAGCCCCUUGAAAAUUUUCAAAUUAUUCCUUCACCCUUAAACACAGUCAUGUUCGAAUUUGAAUCCUCACGGACUAUGACAUCUCUUCUUCACCGAAACAAGCAAGAAAUCAGCUGAACUUUGGCCUAUCAUAUCUAACACUACUCCAAUUUCUUCUUCAAGCACUUGGGUUUCAAGAUUUUCUAGUUGAGAUGGAAAGUGUAGCUGAGAAGAGCAAGAAAAAGGAUGGGUGUGUUGGUGGGUCUGUGUCAUUCACAGAUUCGGGUUCGCAGUGCAGAGAAAGCAGUACGAGUUCUAGCAGAUCGAGCUCGGAUACGUCGUCGGACGAGGCCAAGACUGUUACUGACUGUUCUUCUUCGUCGGCUCCGUUGGGUUGGCCGAUUCGGAAAGCCCAGGUGUCCAAGUGCUCGAUUUCUGAUGUCCCUGAUGAUAAACCCAAAACCCAUUUGGAUGUUCUCAAAUUGAAGAAAAUGGAGUCGAGAGUUUCAGAAAUGGAGAUGAUGAAAGAGAGGUUUGCAAAAUUGUUACUUGGUGAAGACAUGUCUGGAAGUGGUAAAGGGGUUUGCACAGCAUUGGCAAUUUCAAACGCCAUUACCAACCUUUGUGCUACGGCAUUUGGGCAAUUGUGGAGACUAGAACCAUUGGCUCCUGAGAAAAAAUUGAUGUGGCAAAGAGAAAUGGAAUGGCUUCUCUGUGUUAGUGAUCAUAUUGUUGAAUUAAUACCUUCUUGGCAAACAUUUCCUGAUGGAAGUAAGCUCGAGGUGAUGAAUUGCAAGCCACGGUCGGAUAUAUUUAUUAACCUCCCGGCUCUCCGUAAACUAGACAAUAUGCUUGUUGAAAUAUUAGAUAGUUUCAGCAAUAAUACAGACUUUUGGUACGUUGAUCAAGGAAUAGUAGCCCCAGAAGCCGAUGGUUCAGCCUCUUUCCGUAAAACCCUUCAACGGCAAGAAGAAAAGUGGUGGCUACCUGUGCCUCGUGUCCCUCCUGGUGGUCUCCCUGAAAAUACAAGGAAAGAUUUGAGUCACAAGCGUGAAUGUGCAAGUCAAAUUUUAAAAGCUGCUAUUGCAAUCAACAACAUUGCUUUGGCUGAAAUGGAAGUUCCUGAAUCAUACAUAGAAGGUCUUCCUAAGAAUGGGAGAGCCUGUCUUGGGGAUUUUAUCUACCGGUAUAUAACAUCAGAACAGUUUUCCUCGGAGUGCUUGCUUGAUUGCCUGGACUUGUCUUCUGAACAUAUUGCCCUAGAGAUUGCCAACCGUGUGGAGACCUCAAUUUACGUGUGGCGUAGAAGAUUUCAUCCAAAGCCCCUACCUAAUCCAAACCGUUCUGCUGCUAAAUCAUCUUGGGAGAUGGUCAAGGUUCUAAUGAUUGAUGGAGAUAAGAGAGAAUUGCUUGCAGAAAGAGCUGAAGGCCUCCUGCUGAGCUUGAAACAGCGCUUUCCUGGUCUGACUCAAACUACUCUGGACACCAGCAAGAUCCACUGCAACAAGGAUGUUGGAAAAUCCAUUUUGGAGAGCUACUCAAGAGUCUUGGAGAGCCUUGCCUUCAAUAUUGUAGCUCGCAUUGAUGAUCUACUCUAUGUGGAUGACUUGACCAGGCAAUCUGAUAAGCUCGAACCAGUUCCUACAGUCAGUGUAAUCUCUCACAAGAAGGUGUCAAUCCCGUAUUCAGUGUCUGUCUCGGGCACUCCAUACAAAACACCAAACUUUUCACCUGCAUCGCUUGUAAGCCCUGCAAGGGGGGAGAGAACUCCAUUUCUCAGAGGCAACAGUAACAAACCGCCUCGUCUUGGCUUUGGAGUGAAAAGAGUCUUGACAAAUUAUCUUGGUGGCGAAACAAAGGCGAAGAACUGUGGCAAUUCACUAGAAGGGUCACGCUCUAUCUCAAACAGAAAUGCAGAACAGCCAGCAUGUCAAACUGGCAUGGGAGGCACAGAGCGUAAAAAGGAGUCAUCAGGCAACAAGAAUGAGACUAGGUUACGCCCAAUCAAUCACUGAGUUUUCUCAAGGGGACAGAGAAGGAUUAACCAUUAAAAUAGAUGUCUAAAACAAUUAUCCUAGAAGACUUCUUGAUUGUCAUUGUUAGCAUACAUAUAUUGUUCACUUUUAUUAGUGUCUUAGAUUUCUUCGGCUGCUGGUUUCAUCUGGACAGGAGAAAUAUAUAACAAAU